AUGGGGCCGCAACCUUGCCCUCCACUGCGACCCGCUGGCUCGGGCGGCUGCUGGCUGGACCCGUGGGCGGAGGGGUCGACGCUCGGACCCUACGCCCGUGCCGCGCGCAGCCGGCUGCUGGCCGUGUGCGGCGCUGACUCAGCCCGCCGGCUACCGCAGCUGCAGCUGCCGCUGCCGCGCUCUGGCAGCGCAGCCGAGCCGGCCUCGGACUCGUUCUCUUUGUUGUUGGCAGGCCUGGCUCCAGAGUUCCACCGCCACAGGGUGGUCCGCCCACGCAUGUUCCACGCCCGUGAGAAGAGGGAGAUCUCCAGUUCUCGCCAUCCGGAAGGGGGCCACAUCCAUGAUCUCACCGUUGGAUUUGUUGUAGAUGGAAAAAAUUUUAUAUUGGAUCUUCGCCUAAACAGAGAACUAAUUCCUGAUACAUACUUCGAACGUUACCAGCACAAUGGCAAGCAUGUAAUCAACAGACCAACAUCUAAGGAAACAGAAUUGUGCCAGUACCAAGGAAAGUUGCGUGGAUACAGCAAUUCAUGGGCUGCCAUAUCAACUUGUAAUGGUUUAAGAGGUGUCAUAUUUGAUGGGGAACAGAUGCACUACUUAGAAAGAGGCCCAGCAGAUACCGAGAUAGAAGAUGCUGGCGGAGGAGGGGAUGGAGAUGGCGGAAGUGAGGAACUAGAAUCUCACAUUUUGUACAGCCAUUCAGAUCUUAUUACAAACCAUACAUGUGGUUACCAUGACACUCCUCAUGAUGUUAUAAUAAGUGAAGAAUUUAACAGAAUUCUCAGGUAUAAAAGGGAGGCUGAGAUGGUACGAGGACCAUACAAUGCAGACAAAAAGUCUCGUUUUGUAGAACUGGUUCUAGUUGUGGACAAUAAGGAAUAUAAAGCACAUGGAGAAAGCCGACAUAAUGUGUAUGAACAUUGUAAGAAUAUUGCGAACAUUAUCAAUGCAUUGUAUGUCCCACUUAAUAUUUUCAUUGCAUUGGUUGGUGUAGUCGUGUGGACAGAAAAUGAUGAAAUCCAACUUUUGUCUAAUGGAGAUUCUACACUCACCAAUUUCCUUACAUACCGUCGUCAGAGACUUGUCAAAGAACACCCAAAUGAUAAUGCACAGCUUCUUACGAGAGUGCAGUUUGAGGGUGGUGUUGUGGGGAAGGCCCUCAAGGGACCAAUCUGCACAUAUGAAUUUUCUGGUGGUGUCAGUAUGGAUCAUAGUAGUGUGGUCGGACUAGUAGCAACAACAGUGGCACAUGAAAUGGGUCACAACUUUGGAAUGGAGCACGACACAGCAGAGUGCAAGUGUCCAAGUGAGCGCUGUAUAAUGGCUCCAUCUUCCAGCUCAAUGAGUCCAACUCACUGGAGUUCAUGUAGUUUGGAGUACCUAGCUCUAGCAUUUGAGCAUGGUAUGGAUUACUGCUUAAGAAACAAACCUAAAAGUCUAUUUGAUGGCCCAGUAUGUGGCAAUGGAUUUGUGGAAGCCGGAGAGCAGUGUGACUGUGGAUUACCUGAACACUGUGACAAUCCAUGUUGUAAUGCCACAACUUGUAUGCUUUUCUCUAAUGCUUCUUGUGCUACAGGGGAAUGUUGUGAUCUGAAGACAUGUCAUCCAAUGAAGGCAGGGACAAUGUGCCGUUCUGCUGACCAUGAAUGUGAUCUUCCAGAAUACUGCACAGGCCAGUCAGAGUAUUGUCCUGAUGACGUGUACAAGAUGGAUGGGGAAGUGUGUGAUGGGGGAAAAGCAUUUUGCUAUCAAGGUUCUUGCCGUACGCAUUCUGACCAAUGUCGUCUGCUGUGGGGCCCCUCAGGGAAGAGCUCUGACAUGCAAUGUUAUGAAAUGAAUGAACAAGGCAAUCAAAAUGGCAACUGUGGAUUUGAUCGCUUGAACCGCUCGUUUCACAAAUGCACAAAAGAAGACAUAUAUUGUGGUAUGCUACACUGCAAGCAUCUGAAUGAGAAGCUUGAAUUUGGAAUGGAAUCAGUGGCCAGGCUGGCACAUUCCUUUAUAAAUGCUGGUGGAAGCCUUAUCCCCUGCAGAACUGCCCUUGUUGACCUUGGUCUCAAUGAAGUUGAUCCAGGCCUUGUACCAAAUGGAGCAAAGUGUGGUGAAGGAAAGAUGUGUGUGAGCCAGCGUUGUAUGCCAGUGGGCUCACUGCGAGCUGCAGCUGUGUGCCCCCAGAACUGUAAUGGUAAUGGUGUCUGUAACAGUCGAGGUCAUUGCCACUGCACUACAGGAUUUGCUCCUCCAUUGUGUGACUAUCCUGGGACUGGUGGCAGUGAAGAUAGUGGACCUGCUUCAGAUCCAAAUGGAAGAAAAGAUGUAAUCACAGCAAUGUACGUGAUAUUCUUAGGAAUUGUUCCUUUAGUCGCCAUAAUUGCUGUUUUCAUUCAUUACACACGGCGAAAUGUGAAGUACUGGUGGAAGAAGAACAGCAGCAUCCCAUCUUCGACCAUUACAAUGAAUGGAAGAGGCCCUUCAUCGAUGAAACCUUUGGAGAAGAAAAACGGUCAACUACGGAGAAUAAGCCGUGGAAAUUCCUUGGCAUAUCACCCUGAUAAAAGCAAUGGAUUGGAAAUUUCUGCUCCGCUUCCUGCUGACCACCGAAGUGCUUCUGAUAGUGCUCAUGCUUCUCUGCUUCCAGCACAUGACAGCAGUUCUGGAUCACUUACUGGUUCAGCAGCAUCAACAAAUACAAACAGUUCAGGGAAUCUUCAGAAUAAUUUACUUGGACACUUUAAAGGCUUCACAAUUACACCACUACCCUCUUCGUCAGAAGGAUCUUCGCAGAUUCAUUCACCACCUGUGAGGACACUGGCCUCUCCAGUUUCUCCUCCAGUAGUCCCCUCUGUCGCCAUACUCCCUCCAAAGCCAACUAAUUUUCCUGCAAGGUCAAGUAAUACAUGUGCCACAGCUGCACAGAAUAACUUUAUUCCUGCAUCAGCACCUCUGUCCACAUCAGUAACGAGUGCACCUGUGUCUAGACCAGUUAUUAGCAACCCAAUUCUUGAUGCAACUACUUGCACUGCUAAGGAGCUUGUUGCUGCUCGAGCAGCACCGUCAGUACCUACAAGGCCAGCGCCUCAAGUUCCUCCUGCAAAUAUAACUUCAGACACCAAUACCAGUUCAAAUAAACCUCCCAGGCCUGUGUCUAUACCUAACACAUCUGCUGUUAAUAUGUCUGCGUUCUCUUCGUCAUUAGAAGACAGAAAAUCUAAAGAAAAUGGUUCAAGCUAUCCCACACUUACUCGUAUUGCAUCUUUUAUGAUGCGCCAAAAUCCAGUAAAUAGAUCACAGUCUAGUGCUCAUGGAACAGGCCAUAAUAAUGAAAAGAAACUGAAAAAUAAACUAGGGGAUGGCACAAACUCACUUCCUAGAACACACCAUCAUGCUGUUAAAGCCGCUAAACUUCAAAUUGAUCGUGAUACACUUAGAAACUUGCAGAUUUCUGAGCCAAUACCACUGCAAGAAAUAGAAGUUCCACAGAAUGCAUUGCCAGUAAGAGCUGCUGCAUCAGUAUCAAAUGAAGAGCCCAAUAAGAAUGUUGUCAUGCGAGCUCAGAGCAUGAGGAGCACAGGAUCGGUUGUGCAGAGACCGGCCAUUCCUACAUUUGGAUCAAUGAGACAGUCUUCUGCCACAAAGAGACCUACAAGCAUUCCAGCCGGAAGUCGUCCUACAUCACCUCCACCUCGGCCACCUCCACCUCCGACAACCAAAGCUGAUGAAUUACAUACAGGAAUCAUAGGACUACCAGGCUAUCAGAACCCACCUGCAGUAAACAAUGGUGAAUAUGCUUAUGAUGACUGCUUAAAUCUCAUACAAGAAGGUUCUGCCCCAUUAGCUAACAUUGAUGAAGAAACAAGUCCCGUGAGUGCUGACAACAUAUAUGCUGUGAUUGAAGAAAGUCCUCCUGAAAAAAGUAGGAAGAAUACUGAAAGAGGCUUUUCAACAACUGCAAAGACAACAAAUGGAAACACAAAAACAGCUGAGAAAUCUGAGUAUGCUGCACCCUCAUUUAGUGAAUACCAUUCACCAAAACCACUGGAAAACAGUGUUUCUGCUGGGAGUGCUGAAUCAGUUGGCCUGCUUUCUGAGAUAGUAAAUGAAAUUCAGGCAAGGAAUAUGGAAUCUAUAUAUAGUAGUUCUACUGUUGCCAGGGGAAAGAAAGAAGGUGACACACACAAAACGGAAGACGAUGAUGCUUCUUCUGCAGUAACAGGCAUAGACUCUUCAGUGGCUGGUUCGGGAUCACCACAACCUUUUCCUGAAAAAUUAAGUGCAGUAGCUUCUUCUAACAGUUCUUUGGGCACUUACGUAAAUGCACCAUAUGCCAGCAGCAUAUACAGAUCUUCUGCCAGCACAUAUAGUAACACUUCACAGAGUGGAGUGGGUCCUCCAAGCACAAAGGCUUCAAACAGUUCAUCCAGUUCCAGUAGUGGCUACCUGAGUCCAUUAGCUGUCAAUUCUGGAUCAAUGGGCACUACAAAACCAAACACUUUAAGCAGUAAGCCUGGCGAUUUUAGCACUUUUAAGACUACUCCCAGUCACUCAGCAGCAUCCACAACAGAAAGUUUUUCUAAAAGUUUCGAUGUGUCAUCAUACAAACCAUUUAGCUCUUCUCUCCAGCGUUCUUCUGGCCCAUUGGCUGCAGCUUUCCGUUCAACACCACAAAAUGCAGGAAGUGCUGAACUUGAUACAAAAGCCAACAUCAAUUCAGAAAAUAAAGGUGUAGCCCCAGCAUUAAAAUCUGAAAGUGUUUCAUCACCUUCAACAGUAACAGAUGCAAAAAAAUCAUCAGAAUCUGUAACAAAAGCACAAAUAGGCAUAAAGAAUGAAAAAAUAGCACCAAAGCCUGCAACAGGUGCAGCUGCCCUGAUCAAAGUGUCAGGUCCAGUAGCUGCUUCUGCAAAUGGAACUCAGAAACCUACUUCUGCAAUUAUCACAAAAGGAAAUGUAGUAACUUCUCCUACUAGCUCUACUUCAAGUAAAAAUAAAACGUCUGUUAGCAGUGUUAAAACUGGUAAUGUAAAUAAUAGUCCUGAUGUAGUUUCUAGUUGUUCUGUUGUUGAUAAUGGAUCUGCAGAGAAAUCUCCUGAUGUUGUAAGUGGAAAAGGUAGUAGGUCAGGUGCUAGGUCUCCUGAUGUGGUGCCAACAAAUGUCGAUAAAUCGCAAACACAAAUAAGUCAAAGGACUGCUGGACGCUCAGCAACAAAUAAUAACAAAAGUGCACCAUCUAUCAGUGCUUCUAAAGCUUCUAGUGCAACAGGGCUAGCAAAACAACCACAAAUGACAUUAGGGAAGACAAGUGUUUCAGGGAAACAACCCCAGACAGCUCCAAAGCCAACAGUACCAAGAUCUGUUAGCAGUGCAGCAGAUAAACGGAAUGUGUCAAACAGUGGCAAGGAAAGUGGUAUCAGGACAGCUGGGAAGGGGCCUACUGUUGCAAGGUCAGCAUCGGAAUCUUCUGGUAAUCGAACAAUGCCCACUGGUGCUCGCCAGGCUGCCAGCAAGCUUUCCCAUGUUGCAUCUUUGCAACAAAAAUUUGAAACUGUAUCAGAAAAGAACACUGGGUCUGUAACGAGCUCAAGAGUACCCUCAAAUGCUUCAAAUAAAGUUAAACCAUCCUCACCCAGUGCAAGUUCAAAAGCCAUUUCUGAUUCAGGAAGAACUGUUUCCUUUAAAAAGUGAAGGAUAUGUGUUUUUGUUCUAGAGUUAACACUCUGAUUCUUGUUACAAUGAAGUAUGAGGCUUCAUAAGCAAGGUGACUGCUGAAUGCCUAAUUCAGUGAGAAUAUGACUCGCAUGGCCAUCAAAUGAGAUAAGUGUCUUAUGUAACUUUUAUAUCUUUUCUGGCAUUUCUCACAGAACAUUUUGUUUCCAUUUUUGAAGUUCUGUAAUGGUGCUUAUUGUAAUGAAGAACUAGAACUCAUAGCAUCUAUGUGCACAGAAUAGUCGAGAAAUUGAAGUUAGACUAACAAUGCUGAGAGACAAAGUAAUGAGCAUUGUAGGACAUGUGCCACUGAUUUGGCUGCUGUGUUGUAUUUAAGAAAAUGGCUCUGUACCGUGUACUGUGGUGAACUGAUUAAUGUAUUUUUUAGCCUAGGACUGAAAAAUUUUAAUCUGGAGAAACAAAAUCAAAGCAUUCCUGUUACAUUCAUUACCAUAUUAUGGUAUCCAAAAUAUGUUUCUUAUUUUGAUGAACAAUUUAAGAAACAAUGUUAAUUUUCCAGAUCACUUUUAUGUGUUACAAGAAUUAUUGGAACUAUGAAAACAUAGUGGUGCAAUGUGUCAGACAAUUUUAAAGUUCUGUUAAUGCAUAACAUAUACUUUUUAUAGCAGAGUUUUCAACUUGUUGAUUGUUACCAAGGUACUGGUAACAGGUUUGUUUAAAUGUUUACAUGACAACUGUGAUAAUAUUUUUUUAUUGUGUAAAUUGUUUACUGUUAAUGUAAUUUGUAUAAUGGUAUCUAGAGCAAUGCUUCAGUUCGUAUUUAUCCAGUACAGUCACAUUGAACAUUGGAAGAAACAUAAGAGGAGAACAGUACUGCAGUUCUUUUAAUGAUUAAGAAAGCUUAAAAGAAACCAUUUAUGUAAUUUACCUUUUUGCCUUGCAGUCUUGAAAUGGCAAGUUUCUUUUCAAAAGUUGAAAUCUGGCUAAGUCAUAGAGCUGUUAGUGCAACUCUAAAGUUGGUAUUAAGUAUUGCAGUAGGGAAAUAUAUGUCCUUGUCCAGUAAAUGUGACACUUAAGGCAGGGAGAGGUAUAGUUUUACCUUUUUUAUGAAUUACAGGAUAUACAGUAUGAACAAAUCAUUCCACUUUCCUAUCAGAUGGAAACAGCUGUUAUUGUUGUUAUGUUAACCUUUUCUCCCCUUUAUAAAAUAAGCUAAUUUCUAUAAUGUAGUGUGUCAGCUUUGCUUGGGAAUUAUUGUUGGUACUAAAAUGCUGAUGGAAGGAUCUCCAUUGUUUCAACACUUUAAAAUGUUUUUAUUCCACAUAAAACUUGAACUACAGUUGUAGUUAUUUAAUUGGGGGAAGCAGUUGCUCCUGUAGGCUUACACAUUAUUGGAGGAGAUCUUGCAGUAAAAGCCUAGUUAUGUGCAACUGUACAUCACAUUUGAAAGUUUGAAUAACUGUUGUUUUAGGUAGAUUACUUAUCUGAGGUGCCUAUAAACAGUGUUGCACAACAGCAAGGGACCAUUUAGUGAGGUUUUAUUACAUUUCAUCAGUUUACUUUAAAUAAGAGUAUAAUUAUGGUUCUCUUUACAUGCUUGUAUCUGCAUGUGAUAGCUACAGAACUUUCUGUGCUCAUCCAACUAUUUUUUACAUCACAUUGUCUGUAAAACAUGUGUAUUUGAGAUACAGUUUGUAUCCAGGAUAGCAUAGACAAUCUCAGAAUUAAAGUGGAUUCAUUGUCCAUUAUUGGUAUUACUGCUCUGAGUUUUUUGCAUCACAUGCUGACAGAACUUAAGAACAAAACAACAAUUAGUUAGCAGCUACAAGAUCACAUUCAGAAUUAAUUUAAACUAAUUACCUGUGAGAGAAAGAAAGAGGCUGGUACUAUUCUUCUGAUAAUUUCCUGUUAAUUGCCAAUGCUAACAUAAAGUGAGUGCCAAUUCGAGCUUCAGUGAAUUCAUCCAUGUCAGACAGUGCCUCAGUACACAAUUUGUUGAGAAAUUCCUUCAGAGUUAUCAAUUUUAAUUACACAGUAUUGCUUGCACAUCUCUUUUUUACAAGUCUAUCACCUUGAAGAACUGUUGUUGUUUGCAGAUUGUUGAAACUCUUCUUAAGCGAGUUCUGUGUAUGACAACUAGACUAAAAUAUAAGACAUGCAGUCACACUUCCACUAAUCAAAUUCCUUCACAUGUUGCAUAUUUAUGGACCACUCAUUGAAUCACUGUACAGUUUUCCUCUUACACUGUUAUUCUGUUCCAUAUCACCUACAUUUGCAUCUGGUAUACUUGAUCAACACAGAUGUUGCCAUUUUUAUGUUGCUAAUAGUAAAUUAAAGUUAUGAAGAGAAAGUAAUCACACUUUUUUAUUGCAUUUUGAAUUAGACUGUUCAUCUGAAGAAAACUUCUGAACAUCUUGAUUAUUACUGUUCAAGAAUGCAUUGUUUUUCAACCAUACUUGAAAUGUAAUUUUUUUUAUCACAUGUAAGUGAAACAAUAUUUUUGACCAUUUAUUAUUAUCUUUAGAAAUACAGCUAUAUAGUGGUUUUAAUCGUGUCACAAUCAUGCAGGGUAUAUAUUUUUAGUGUUUUUAUUUCAACCCAAAGGUUUAGGGAUGGAAAAAAAUUGUUGCUGUGGAGAAAAUAAUCUUUAGGUGGCAUUUGUGUAAUUCACUAUUCAUUUAUUGACUCUACAGUUGUUUAUAUGUUGUGAUAUGGUUUUAUCAGUUUUAUAUCUAUACUAUUCUUCUUUAAUCGAGAUGACAUAGAACCACAUUAUACAGGGGUAAGAGGGAUGGAGAAGAAAAACAAAGCAUUAUUAAUAUGAAAAAUGAAGGGAGAAGUCUUUAGAAUGAGGCAGCACGUGGGUGAGAAUAUUGGUUGAAGCUCUUAGUGGUGAGGUGUUUUUGGUGAUGACUCAGAUGUGUGGCCUUGGUGCUAAAAUAGGAUACUUUUAUAUUCAUGUCCAAUAUCUAAUUUUCUUCCCUUUUUUGAAAUAUGAACCUAUUUUUUUAAAUCUAUUACUUCCCUUGAAUGUAGGUUUUGUGUCAUGACAGACCAUAAGUUGCAUUUUCAUUAUUAUUUAAAGUAAAAGUAGCUUCAGUUCCUGAGAGAGACUUUUUGCAUUUUUAAUCUGAAUUGAAUAACCACUUUACUCCAUCUUCUUUGUUUCAGAAAACAGUAUUUCAUUUCAUUUAGUUGUGUGGUGCUCUUUAACUGUCAAGCAUAUCAGCUAUUUGAUAUAUAUGAAUGUUGUGUGUGGUGUUAAUUUGGAGAUGUGUACCCACAUAGUAGCUCUUUUGUAUAAUGAGUGUUAUUUGAUAGUGUAGUUGUCAGCAAUUGGCUGUAUUUAGAUCUGAUACAAAAAUUCAGAUUUAGACAUAAUGGAGUGUGGUUAAAUCUUAUAUGCAGUGGCAGAUUUGGUGUACUAAACACUGGCCAAUUUGUACUGGUGCUAUUGACCUGGAGCAUAGAAUAACUAUUUACCAUCAAUGGAAAUCUACAUUUCUUCUGGUAGCAGUUUUAAGCUACUGCAAAUUGUUCCUUUUUUUUGGAAGAAAUAUUUUAAUGAAAUAUUCAAUUAAGAGUUCAGCUUCAUUAAUUUCACUGUGUUUUUGAUAUCUUUCAAAAGACACUCUUUAUUAUAGACUCAUGGGUAAUGUCACUACUAAGAUUUUGGAAGAAAUUUUGUUAUAUGGAAUUGCCAGGGCAGGGGAGGAGGGUGUUCAUGUGAAGUACAUAAUCUUAUUGGCAUAACAGCUGCAUCAGAUGCAAGUGCUUUGGGAGUUGUAUGUGCUCCAAAACUACUGUAUUCAAAUAAUGUACUGCGACUUCCACUGUUUCCAAUGAAUUUUCGUAAAUUACAAUAUUCAUCAAAUUUGCAAGAGCAAUACAAUAGAAUAACAAUUGACACCAAAAUUGGCUGUUUUGUGGGAGCUGAGACACUAAAUAUAACCUUUCCCUUGUUCUUGUAUCUAUUUCUAUGAUGAACAUAUCUGCAAACAAAGAAGAUGUGAUUCUUAAUUCAGUGUCUAUAAAGAAAGUAUAGUCCAAAAAAUAAAAUGAAUCUGCAUAGGUUUCCAAAGCUUUGUAGGGUAAUACUGCAUGUAGAAUAGCUCUCUCUCUCUUUCACCCCCCCCCCCCCCCCCCACCCUGUGUGUGUGUGUGUGUGUGUGUGUGUGUGUGUGUGUGUGUGUGUGUGUGUGAGGGAGCGAGGGGGAGGGGGGUCACGCACACAUCAUACAUGUUCUGCAAGUGUGUGCCAGAAUUAUUGUGCAAAAUCUGAUGUAGUUCAUGUUACUGAGACAAGGGCAAGAAAAAAAGAACUCACUGUGGUUUGAAUAUUCUUACUUCUGCAAUUAUCUUAAUUUUUCCCUCGAAUCUCAAAAUGCAAUAGAGGUGGCACAGUUAAAUUAGCACUGGAAUGUACUUACUUAUCAACCCCAAAAAUGAAUCUGAAACUUCGAAAACUAUAUUCUGAAUUGUAUCAGUUCUUAUCAGUAAUGGUGGAAGCAAUGCAAUAAGCAGUCUCAAAUGCUGGCAUGCAGGUGUUCUAAUUCCUUUGUAGUUGAACAACUAAGCUGAAACGCAGCACUCAUCUCCAUACAGUAUGUUUUAUGUGACUUCAAUGAUGUGAAUUACUUUUCAUUUAAUAUUCGUGUAUAGAAUCUAUAUUUUUGCAACAAUAUGCAAGUUUCCCACUUAGAAACACAAUAAUGUGAUGGCUUAGGCUUUAUACGUUUGUCUAAUGCUUGAGCUCAUGUCCUGCUUGCAACCUGUAUGCAUUUGUAUGUAUAAACCUGACUAAUUUAUAUUCUGCUUUAGACAUACUGUUCUCAUAUCAUUAAAAUAUAGUGUAGUAGGAAGUGCCAUAAUGUUGUUCCAAGUGGCCCUUUUUGUCAUGUGCAUCAGGAUAAUUACCUGGGGUGGCAUUGAUUCUCAUGCUAAUAUUGGCUAUAGAACAGUCAGAACUGAGUCCGUUACAUGUUGGUUUUGUAUGUACUUAUUUGGCAAAAAGGCAGUACAUCCAUUUCUGUGUUGUGCUACACCUUCAUCUCUAUGGAGAACAGCUGUCAUUUCCUGCACUUUAUUGCAGAAAAAAAUACGAAUCUCAAUUCUCGGGAAAUAAUUUUGCUUUGUUCCUUUCCAUAUUUUUAGUAAAAUGUCAAGACUUCAGUAUUUAUGUAUGUGUGCUCAUGCUUCGAAAUAACUAACAAAUGUUAGGAAGUUGAUCUCUAAGUAGUGGAUAUAUUUAAUGUGACUUUCUGCAUCUGAUGAAGAUAUUUUGUUAAUGCUAUAUUGUAGUAACUUCAACUGAUGGUGGUAAUGAUUCGCAUCUGCUAAGGCAGUCAAACAAGUGAUGAAUUCUUUGAAUAUAUUUUUUUGGUCAUACAGCAUACUAAAAAAUGAGAUCUGACAUCAACAACAAUAACACAGUUAUUUUUCAUUUAUAUAAAAUUGUUUGUGACACUUCAGAACAGUGAAUUAAAAACUACUGAUAAUGCUGAUUGAGUUAAAUUUUAAGCUCAUGUCUCUUAUAAAAGUAUUUUACGACAAGUUUUCCUUCUGAAAGUAUAAUACUUCUCUAUUUCACUUUAAAUUUGAAGGUAUCUACUAGAGAGUCACUAUUAUUACCUGUAAAACUAUGUAGAUUUUGCUGUUAAUUAUUAGCACUGACAAUCCAGAUUUGAUGAUUAUAUUUUCCUACAUGUCUGUGAGAUAUGGAUUUUUCUAGCAUGUCAAUAUUUGAUUCUCAGUGUACUUUGUAAAAAUGCUCUGCCUGUACUAUUAUUAAUGUAUCAGUGAUACUCAGAUGUUAAUACCAUGUCAGUGUAAAAAACCUUGUGUAUAUGGUAUAUGUGUGUGUGCUUCAUAUUAUUUAUUACAAGAUUGAAGUUUGGUGUACUAGAGCAGCAUAAUUCCUCUGGAUAUGGUUGCAGUGAUUUGUGCAUUAUACAUAAACUUGAUUAACUUCGUCAUGUCAUGUUUGUAUAAUUGUCUCUAUGGCAAAUUUUACUGCUAUGAAUUCUAAACUGCUAUGAUUCGCAAAGAAACAUGCUGUUGUUCAGCUCUAUGAAGUGUGUAACAAUCACACGAGUGCUGGAGAAGUUGAUGCAAUGACAGUUUACACAUGUUGUAAUAACAAGAUUGCCUUUCAAAAACAUCAUUUAUUUUGAAAGUGGUAUGUCUUAAUUAGAUUAUUUUAGCUGAAAUUUCAACCAGUUGACUUACAAAUGAAUUAUGCUGCCUGAGUAUAUACAGUCAAUGAAAUGUUGUGUAAUGAAAGAUUGUUGUAUGUUACAACUGGUUGUCAUCAGAGUAUAUUAUCGGGAUUGUUGAUUCGAGUAGGGAAUGGAAACAUUAUGGAACAGCUUCAAAGUUCACCAGUCCUUAUGUGACACUAAAGGAUUUAUGUUUUUCUAUAUUGUACACCGUAUGUAUUAAUUUUUUAAAUUAUUUUGUUGUAUAAAUACCAAAGAUUUUUGUAUUAUAAAAUGGUGCACAAAUGA
Messenger RNA from Schistocerca piceifrons (Central American locust), 12170 nucleotides. It is a transcript of the gene Meltrin, whose product is annotated as mucin-4. Gene Ontology annotation, biological process: membrane protein ectodomain proteolysis. The coding region runs from base 1 to 5682 and encodes 1893 amino acids. Gene Ontology annotation, molecular function: metalloendopeptidase activity. The record is from RefSeq and is a predicted model, not a curated record. NCBI's taxonomy places the organism in Eukaryota, Metazoa, Arthropoda, Insecta, Orthoptera, Acrididae. The transcript has 19 exons.